AUUAUAAUGUGAAAUUCAAUUUGUUUAUAAGUGUUUGGAAAGUUUACAGGUUUGCAACUUAGCCAAAGGCUGCAACAUUUACUGUUUUAAAAUUUUAUAGUGUUUUAUUAUCUGCAUUCAAUGUUCUGAAUGUAAAAUUGUCACUUUUGUAACCUGAUUUUCGUUUAAGAGACUAUAAUUAACAACAGUCCCAAAGAAAAUGAAUCCCCAACAGGACUCUGGCGAACCUCCAUUAAAGAAACAAAAGUCAGACAGUGCAGAUGAUCCACUGAUAAAAUAUGACCCGGUUGCCAUAGCAACAGCUUCUUUAACUUUACCAACUGUUGUCAGUGCUGUACCAACAACGGACAUAAAUGAUCCCACAGGGAAAGGAAAAGGGUUGCCAAGGGCGACAGUUGCUGUCACAACAGGAAAUGUUAGACCCAGUCUUCAGCCACAUUCGAUACCAAGUGAACAAGUUAUCAAGACACAACCAGGUCAAAGCGCGAGAGUCACAGUAACCAGUCCACAGUAUAUAUCGGGUCCACAAUAUAUUCCAAUACAACAGAGUUGGACAUCAGAUGGAAAAGUUACCCUUCAGUUUGCAUCAGGAACCUAUGGUGCCCAGCCAAAGUCUCCAGUGACCCCUCCAUCUACUGUGACUUUGACCUCGACUGGAGCUCCACGGUAUCCUUCUCCUCAGAUCAUCACACUACCAAACAGAACUACUGUUGCAAGUACUACCAGCACAAAACCAGUCAAACCCACUUUGACUGUUGUUGAUGCUAGGAACCAGCAACCAGUCCAGAGAGUAAUUCAGUCUGAUGGUGGAAAACCAGCUGAACCAGUCAAAUUAGGUCCUGGACAAACUCAAAUAAGUUUUCAGGUGCCACUUAACUGGAAUUCACAAGGAUCUAAAUCUUUGCUAGACAGUUCAAAAACUGUAUCUUUAGUCUCCUUGAACCCUUCAGAUACAAAUUCAAGGUCAUUGCUACAAGGAAAUGAGACACUGACCUCACAGAGUGGUGUUGCAAAUAUUGCUGUUCCAAAAGUAACAUUAUCAGGGACAUCUGCCUCAGCACCAAAAACAUACAUCACUGGAAAUAAAGUGUUUGGAAAUCUGGGGGCAGGUCAGGUUAUUGCACAAACAACAACUGGAUUAAUAGCUGUUACCAAACCAGGACAGACCGCAUCAAUUGCUAGAAUUACUAAGGGAAGUUCUUUUAUGAUUAGUAACAAACAGUAUACAAUAGUUCCUUCAAGUUCAGCACCUGUGGUAACACAGCUUGUAAAAACUGAGAAGUUAAAUAAAGGUAAAGUUACCAUGGCAGAAGCGCAGAUCAUGUUACCAACAGGACCAGCAAAAAUCUCGUGGCCAAUUCAGUCACAGACCACUACUUCUGACAGUAAGCACAUUUUGAUUACCACCCCUGUUAGUAAAACUGGUCAGCAAGUUUCUGGAAAAAUGACAAAUGCCAAAGCACAGUUGCUUGUCACAACAAGUGAUUCUAAUGGUAAAUCAUCCAAUAAUUCAUCAACAAUUCCCACAGCAAAAGUGGUAGAAGUUGGAUCAACUAAUAAAGUUAACAUGACAGCAGGGAACCAGACUGUUGGACAGAAAAUUAGUGUUCCAGUCAAAACUAAUGUAAUUCCAGCCCAGAAAAACUGGGAGUUAGUGAAACAAAGUUCUCAGCUGAUGCCACACAGGCCAGUUAAAUCUCCAAAUAAUGGUUCAACAAGUACAUCUGGUGACACUAAUGGAAGUAAACAUGUAGGAAAAGAUGAAAAAGAGAAUGUUUCUAAAUCAGUCACAGAUGACAAGUCAUUACAGUCAAAUAUUACAAAUGAACCAGUUGUUAAGUCAUCAGAACUAAGUGAUAAAAUUGUAAGCAAAAUAAAAAAUGAGAUGGACAACAAUGGAAAUGCCAAGAAACAAAUGACAAAAAGUGAAUCAAACACGGGAAUUGAAGCAGCUAAGGCUUCUAAAGAAGUAAGUGAAUCUGCUCAAAGUGAUAACAGUAAUGAUAGUGUUGAAAUUAAAGUAGAGAAUAUUAAGGAUUCUAGUGAAAACAUGGAAGUUGAUAAUGUCAAUGUAGAAACAGUAAAGGAUGAAAGAGGUAAAGAAGAUGGUAUGGACAAAAGAGAAGACUUUAAUCCAGUAGAUGCCAUGACCUGGAAAAAUGGUGUUGGUGAACUACCAGGCAGUAAUUUGAAGUUUCAUAUGAAUGACCUUGGUAUGCUGGAAGUGAUCAAUGAUGACCUUGAAUGUAAUGAGACUCUCAAUACAAGUGAUGAGUUAGAUCGUAUGGAAUCUGCAAAUGAUAACAAUAAUAAAGAACCCAAAAAGGAAAAACCAACUGAAAAGCUUGACACAGGAAAUAAGCAAGAACCUUCUAAUAAAGAAGUUAGCAACAAGGAUGAGAUCAGUCAGUGUGCGAACUGUGCUGAGUAUGGUUUUACUACAGACUUCUAUAAAGAUGGUCGCUUCUGUAGUCAGACAUGUAUCAGAGCAUUUGAAAGCAAACACAUGAGAGAAGUAAAGAAGCAGGGAACCAUGUCAAAGAUGAUACUGAAUAUGAAAAAAGGGAAAAAGAAGUUACUGCUGAAAGAUGGGGUACCAAAAGACAGGGACGUUAAGGCAGAUCCACUAACACCAGGAAAGAAAUCAAAAGCAUUUGUUUGGACAAGAUAUCUGGAGCAAGAAAAAGCUGUGGAGGCCCCUGCUAGACUCUUUAAAAAUCCAUUUCCCUCGGUGAAGAACAAUUUCCGAGUUGGAAUGAAACUGGAAGGUGUUGACCCAAUGCAUCAAUCAAAGUUCUGUGUUCUCAGUGUAGCAGAGGUCAGCGGGUACAGAGUAAGGUUACAUUUUGACGGAUACUCUGAGUGCUUUGAUUUCUGGGUAGACAUUGACUCACCAUUCAUAUUUCCUGUCGGAUUUUGUGAAAAACUUGGAAAAACACUCCAACCACCUAAAGGGUUCAGUGUGGAUGAAUUCUUGUGGACGUCUUACCUGAAAUUAACCAAAGGUGUUCCAGCUCCUAAAUCUCUCUUCUCUAACCAGCCAGUCCAGUCUGUGACACCAAAUCUGUUCCGCGUUGGGAGUAAACUUGAGGCUGUGGACAAGAAGAAUUCAUCAUUGAUCUGUGUAGCGAGUGUGGCAGAUACCCUUGGCGACAAAGUCCUCAUACAUUUUGACAGCUGGGAAGAUAACUAUGACUACUGGUGUGACAUGACGUCACCGUUCAUUCAUCCAAUUGGAUACUGUGAGGAAAAUGAACUUGUUCUUUCUCCGCCAUUAGACUGGAAAGAUGUCAAUGCAUUUACUUGGGAGAAGUUCCUGAAUAAAUCAAAAUCUCAACAGGUGCCUGCUAGAGCUUUCAAACCAAGACAGCCUAUUUCAUUUGAACCCGGUAUGAAAGUUGAAGUAGUUGAUAAACGUAACCCUCUGCUGGUCAGAGUGGCCACGAUUGAGGAGGUAGAGAACUAUAUGGUGAAAAUCCACUUUGACGGCUGGUCCGACAUCUAUGAUUACUGGCUAGAGGACGAUUCCCCAGACCUACAUCCACCUGGUUGGUGUGCCAAAACUGGGCACCCUCUUGUUCCACCCAUCACUCCUCAAGAUUUAGUGGUAACAACGGGACCUGGUGUAUGUCCUACUCCAGGCUGUAAAGGGAUUGGACACAUUAAAGGACCUAAAUACUCUGGACAUCACAGUACAUUUGGAUGUCCGUAUUCCGAUAUCAACAUGAACAAGGAGUCUGUACUGGGUGAUAGAUUAAGCUCUGUGACAAUCAGACCGGAAGACACCGGAUCCAGAUACUAUGAUGAUCAAAGAACUUCGCCAGACUCUAAGAAACAUGCUGAUGCCUCACAACAUGGUGACAUACCUAAAAAACUUGGCAGAGGACGAAAACCCAAGAGUUACUAUGUAGCCUUAGAAGAACAGAAAGCAGCAAGGGAGAAAGAACGCUUAGAAAAAGAAGAAACCCUGAGACAGGGAAUCCAUAAUUCUGUGUUCUCAUCAUCUAUGAUCUCAGCUCCUAAACCUGAUGUACCAUUAUGUUGGGAACAACACUGCAAGCUGUUGCCAGGGGUUACCAGUAUACGUGGUAACGAUGUCAACAAAUGGACCAUAGAUCAGGUGGCAGCCUUUAUUAACACGCUCCCAGGAUGUGAAGAGCAGGCAAAGCUCUUCAAGGAGGAGCAAAUAGAUGGUGAAGCUUUUCUCUUAUUAACCCAGUCAGAUAUUGUGAAGAUUAUGAACAUUAAACUUGGUCCCGCACUAAAAAUAUUUAAUAGCAUUGUCAUGUUUAAAAAUUCAAUAGAAGUAUAGUGGAAGAAUGAAUAUCAAAUAUUAACACAACAUGUACACAUUAUAUGAUGGAGGAGAGUUGUAGGCAGUGUAUGCUGAAAAUUGUCCAUUGAUAAAGGAAUUCUUGCAUAAUACGCAUCUAGAAAACUGUUGAAUAGCGCAACAAAGAUAGAUGCAUUUGAUAUUUUUGAAAUUCUGAUUUAUAGGGUUGUUUUGCAAGUUUUUUGGAAGACAGAUUUCGUGAAAUUUGUAUAGCUUAUUGUAAUUGUAUUUAGUUGUUAAGACUGCUUAACUUUGAAUUAAAUGAAAGAUAUGCCAAGCAGGCAACAUUGUCACAUAGAUUGUUUAUACUUUGUUAUUGUUUUACAUAUACUGUUUAUGAUACCCCUACUGGCCUAUAAACAUUAUUCUAAUCAAUGAACUGCUGUUUACUUAUUGCAUGUGUCUAAGGAUAAGCAUACCCCGUGUAUCAGCAUCAUGUUUUAUUUAGUUAUUACUCUACCAAGUUUUUCAGUGCCCCCCCGUGAACCAAAUGCUGAGCUAUUGUGGCUGGCAAAGGUCUGACAUCCGUCAUCCAAAGUUUAACACUAGAGGUUGAAUUUUUUAUCCCAGUCUUUAACAGUUAAAACCCUGUCCUACCAAAUCUCGAUAAGAAAAUUAGGAUCUAUGAAAUCACGACCUCGAUACUAUUCUCUGGAAAGUAAAAACUAGUAUGUCAAGCCAUAGCAAACCACUGACCACAUUUUCAACCUUGUCUUCCAUGAAUUGGUUAAAGGGCAAGGAAAGCCUGACAGUAAGUUAAUUUUUUAUGAAAGCCAUCCUCAAGAAGUCAUGAAGUGAAAUUAUAGAAAAACUCAGCAACAUGCAAUUUAUUCUCAGUGUACAUUCUGUGAUAUAUAUGAGCUUUCUGUGUCCAUUCCCCGUGAAAUCCAAAUCACUCCUUCACUUAAUCUACAUGAAACCUUUUGACAAUGUUUGUUUAAAAAGAUGUAGGUCAAGUUCUAAAGUUGGUGAUGUAGUGCAUUUUAGAGAAAUAGAGGCUACAUUGCCUUUCAGCUCUACCUGAAACCUAGCCAGAAAAUUUGUUUUUUAUGGAAUCGAGACCAAUAAGAGAUAUUCCAUAUUAAAACUAGAGGUGGAUGUUAUUCUUUAAAAUUGUCAUGAAAUCUAUAGGAAUUUCGGAACUUGUUUUUUUUAUGUUUUAAGUUUGAUGGCAAGGUCAAAUAAUAGAAAUACAUUAUAAACACCCUAAAUCACAUUUUAUAAUAUCUGGAUCUUCGUGAAAUCCAUUUAAAACUUUUUAUGUGUAGCUGUAUAUUGAAUUAACGUGAAACAAACAUUCACCAUACAAAAAUCAUAAGGAGCAAUGGUACAAAUGAGUGAAUUAGAGCCAUUUUGGCCCGCUUGCUUGUUCUCUUGCUUAUGAAUUUAAAGGACCAUGCUAAAAUGCAUUAAUGUUACCAAUCAAAUGGAAGUGCAGUUCUGUGUAGUCAUUGGACAAAAAGAAGUGUAUCUUCUGUCAUCAUUACUGGUCACAUUCAACUAACUGAAUAUACUGCCAGGGGGUUGCACAGAAUGGGGAAGAAAAAAGUUAAAGUGAGAAUAUGUACAGUUAAAAACAGAUCAGAAGUUAGAAAAAUAGUGUGGCUAGUCUGGUCUUAAAGGCCUCGGCUGACUGGAUGUCCGGUGGUAGCUGGUUCCAUUCCCGGAUGGUUCUGGGUAAGGACUUUUGUAUGGUGGUGGAGCUAGCAAAAUGCUGCUGCUUAUAAAUUUUGUAAGACAUAUGAGUGUAAUGUUUUGUAUUCCAUAGUGCCAUGUAAUAACCUUUGUUAUCAUGUUAUAAUAGUAAUUAUUGUACAGGGCAACAUCUUGUUUUCUUAUGUAAUAAUCUUGUUAAUCUAGUUUGAAAGUAAUACAUUUUUGUGUACGUCUGUUUAUUAAAAUGAGGUUCUUCUUUUCAUUGUAACAUAUACAAAGCUACAUGUUUUAAAUGUCAUAUUUAGAAUAUAUCUUUUAAGAGAUCGAUCAGAACAGCAUGGAAUAUAUUUAAUAUAUUAUAUUUAAAGGGAAUGGCAUCCAUAUCUUUUGGCAACAAGUAAAAAAGAUCUUAAGACAUUAGGAAUUAUUGGCACAUUUCAUAAGAAAGCUUUGUAACUUAGUUACUGACAGAUUAUAUGUUACGGAAACACAUGUUAAUUAGUUGCUUUUAUUGCUUUUUCCAUUCAAAAUUGAAAGCAUUAGUCCCAGGGUACUGAAGGUAAAUUGGUUUAGUUAUAAAGCUUUAUAUAAAUGGUUAAAUACGAAUUCCCUCAUGGUGUAGUAAUGAUGAUAGGAUGGUGUACAUGCCUAAGCAACCGAGGUUCAGUUCCUGAGUAAUACAUAGUUUUAUUAUUUAAGGACAAAAUCUCAUAAUGUUCAUAUGACCAAACUUUAGUUUAAAAGAAAGGUCAUUUUAAGCAAAAUCUGAUGUCCAGUCCCUUAAAUAUUUUAGAUGGCAUGUUGAACAAUGGGUAUCAUUUCAACAUAAAUUACUUGUCAUGUACCAAAUCAUGUUAGCAGUUGAAUAGCUAAAUUACAGUAUAGACUACAGCAGAAACAACUAUGUUAUUACAUGUACAUUUAUUUGAGCUGUAAAUGU
This is a messenger RNA of Mercenaria mercenaria, 6929 nucleotides long. Its product is annotated as lethal(3)malignant brain tumor-like protein 3. NCBI's taxonomy places the organism in Eukaryota, Metazoa, Mollusca, Bivalvia, Venerida, Veneridae. Gene Ontology annotation, cellular component: nucleus. The transcript has 20 exons. Gene Ontology annotation, molecular function: zinc ion binding; protein binding. Bases 200 to 4312 code for a protein of 1370 amino acids. The record is from RefSeq and is a predicted model, not a curated record. Gene Ontology annotation, biological process: regulation of DNA-templated transcription.